AUGGCACCCAAGAAGGAUUGGGAGAAAUACGAUAAGCCUGACACAGAUCAAGGCAAGGAAGAUGACAAGAUAGUUCCCCUAGAUGAGGGCGAUAUCCAACUCUUGCGUACGUAUGGCCAAGGCCCGUACGCCGGCGCUCUCAAAAACAUCUUGCAAGAAAUCAAGGACGUGGAAAAGCGCGUCAACGAAAAGAUGGGUGUCAAGGAAAGCGAUACUGGUCUUGCACCGCCGGAUCUGUGGGAUAUUCCUGCGGAUAAGCAGCGCAUGAGCGAAGAGCAGCCACUCCAGGUGGCGCGGUGUACCAAGAUUAUUCCUGCCAACGCCCCGGAGAAUGGCGACGAGCAGACAGAAGGCUCGGCUAGCGCUGCGACAGGGAUUAGUGCGCUGGACAACGUGUUGGGUGCGCUCAAUGGUAUGGGGUCGCGCUCUGCCGACGGCAAAGACAAGUACGUGAUCAACGUGAAGCAAAUCGCCAAGUUUGUGGUGGGCCUCGGUGAGCGUAUUGCGCCGACCGACGUGGAAGAAGGCAUGCGUGUAGGUGUCGACCGCAACAAGUACCAAAUCCAGAUCCCUCUCCCCCCUAAAAUUGACCCUACUGUGACUAUGAUGCAAGUCGAGGAAAAGCCCGAUGUGACAUACAGCGACAUCGGUGGCGUCAAGGAACAGAUUGAGAAGCUUCGUGAGGUCGUGGAGACGCCACUUCUUGAGCCGGAGCGCUUUGUCAAGCUGGGCAUUGACCCGCCCAAGGGAGUGCUGCUCUUUGGUCCGCCCGGUACAGGCAAAACACUCUGUGCGCGUGCGGUGGCGAACCGCACGGAUGCGACGUUCAUUCGUGUCAUUGGUUCGGAGUUGGUCCAGAAAUACGUCGGUGAAGGUGCGCGUAUGGUGCGUGAGCUGUUUGAACUGGCACGGACCAAGAAAGCGUGCAUUAUCUUUUUUGACGAGGUCGAUGCGAUCGGUGGUAUGCGCUUUGACGAUGGUGCUGGUGGCGACAAUGAAGUGCAGCGCACCAUGCUGGAACUGAUCAACCAGCUUGAUGGUUUCGACGCGCGCGGCAAUAUCAAGGUGCUGAUGGCGACCAACCGACCCGACACGCUGGACCCUGCGUUGCUGCGUCCGGGACGUCUGGAUCGUCGCGUGGAGUUUGGGUUGCCUGACAACGAAGGUCGUGCGCAUAUCCUGCGUAUCCACGCGCGUUCCAUGUCGGUGGAGCGGAAUAUCCGUUACGAUCUCAUUGCGCGUCUAUGCCCCAACACGACAGGUGCCGAGUUGCGCAGCGUUGCGACAGAGGCAGGUAUGUUUGCCAUUCGUGCGCACCGCAAAGUCGCGACAGAAAAGGACUUUUUGCAGGCUGUCGAAAAGGUCGUCAGGCAGGGCAGCAAGUUCUCCAGUACCUCGCUCUAUGCCCAAUACAACUAG
Malassezia pachydermatis is the source of this 1419-nucleotide messenger RNA. Its product is annotated as 26s proteasome subunit p45. The transcript is spliced from 2 exons. The record is from RefSeq and is a predicted model, not a curated record. Gene Ontology annotation, molecular function: proteasome-activating activity; ATP binding; ATP hydrolysis activity. Gene Ontology annotation, biological process: proteasome-mediated ubiquitin-dependent protein catabolic process. Lineage: Eukaryota; Fungi; Basidiomycota; Malasseziomycetes; Malasseziales; Malasseziaceae. Bases 1 to 1419 code for a protein of 472 amino acids. Gene Ontology annotation, cellular component: proteasome regulatory particle, base subcomplex.